UUCAUAUGAUACAACUCUGCCCACCAUUUCCACAAAGUGUGUUCUGGAACAGCCUGCCUUUUAGAGUAUCUCCAUCCUGUGAAGGGCCAAGCUGUAAAGAUGCUGCAAAUGACAGACGUUUUGGAUAUCUUGAAGAAUCCUCAGCUCUUCUGUCUACGUGAUCAAGAAGAGAAUCCAGAAACCAUCCCCAUAAGAAAUCCAGGGGCUCUGAAAGUUUCUCAUCAAAAGUUUAGGGAUUUUCAAUAUCUUUUAGUGACCGGGCCUCACCAAGUUGUGAGCCAAAUCCAGGAGCUCUGCUGGCAAUGGCUGCAGCCGGAGAUCCACACCAAGGAGCAGAUGAUGGAGCAACUGGUGCUGGAACAGUUUCUGAACACCCUACCAGAGGAGGUUCGGACCUGGGUGAGGUCAAAAAAGCCUAAAAACAGCAAGGAGGCAGGAACCCUGGUGGCCAGUUUGAUCCAAGCAUAUGGGGAGAAAGGUUUCCCUCCUCAGGACUUUGUCCUUGAAGAAGAGAGGAACACCAAAGAACACCAAAAAGACACAGAGAUGUCUGAUAAUCCCUCAUCUGCUGGAUCCCAGGAGUUGGUGACUUUCAAGGAUGUGGUUGUAGACUUCAGCCCGGAGGAAUUAACCUACCUUAGUGCUGCUCAGAAGAACCUCUAUCGGGAGGUGAUGCUGGAGAAUUACAGGAACCUGGUCUCCUUAGGGUACCAGUUCUCUAAACCCGACAUUAUCUCACAGCUGGAAGAGGAAGAGUCACGUGUGAGGGAGGAAGACAGCAAUGCAGAGAUAUGUCAAGAUGGGGAGAAAAGACCUAAAACCAAAGAUCUAAGUCCAGAGCAAAGCCUGCCUAUGGAAGUGUCACCCUUGGGGGCAGGAAUGGAGGAUCAGAUGGUAGGUAACUUCUGCAGUGUCUAUGUAGGAGAGUCUUCUCCCAAUGGUCCAUCAGAUUUGUACCAGGUCAACCAGCAGAAACCUUCAAGUCCUGUAACAAUGAGUGAGCCCAAGACGCCCGCUCAAGAAAGAAGCCAUGACAGUGAUGAUUUUGAGAGAAGCUCAGAUCUUACUAAACAAUCAGAAGGGUCUCCAGGAAAGGAUCCCCAGGAAUGUGCUAUUCCUGGAACUUGCACCAGUCCCCAGCUGGUGGAUGAUGAGCCUUUCCUCCAAGAGAACAGAUGUGGAUUUUGCGAAAGAACUUUUAUUACCCAGACAGCUCGUGAGAGACAUGAGCAGAUCCAUACCAGGAAGAAACCCUUUGAAUGUAAACGAUGUGGAGAAGCCUUCUACCUCAUGCCACACCUCACCAGACACCAGAGGACUCAUUCCAGUGAGAAGUCCUCUAGAUGCAAUGAAGGUGGAAAGUCUUUGAUUAAGCAUGCAAGUAUCUGUGGCCGUGUAAGAAUUCAUAGUCAGGAAGACUACUAUGAAUGUUUCCAGUGUGGCAGAGCCUUUAUCCAGGAUGUGCAUCUUUUUCAACAUCUCAAAGCCCAUGAGGCAGCAAAAGCCCUCCCACCUGGGUUGCCCCGUGUUAAGACGUAUUUAAUUCGCUAUCAACGGAAACAUGACUAUGUUGGAGAGAGAGCCUAUCAGUGUUGUGACUGUGGCAAAGCCUUCAGUCGGAGUUCACAUCUCAUUCAACACUACCGAAUUCAUGCUCAAGAGAGGCCUUACCAGUGUCAGCUGUGCGGGAAGUGUUUCAGCCGACCCUCAUACCUCACUCAACAUUAUCAACUCCAUUCUCAAGAGAAACCUGAUGAGUGCAAUUAUUACUGAAAACCUCCAGUCAGAGAACAUUCUCAAUAUCUUUGGCUCCAUCCUGGAGAGAGACCGAGUGCUCUGAAU
This is a messenger RNA of Ailuropoda melanoleuca (giant panda), 1842 nucleotides long. It is a transcript of the gene ZIM2, whose product is annotated as zinc finger imprinted 2. Gene Ontology annotation, biological process: regulation of DNA-templated transcription. The record is from RefSeq and is a predicted model, not a curated record. The coding region runs from base 100 to 1773 and encodes 557 amino acids. NCBI's taxonomy places the organism in Eukaryota, Metazoa, Chordata, Mammalia, Carnivora, Ursidae. The transcript is spliced from 5 exons. Gene Ontology annotation, molecular function: RNA polymerase II cis-regulatory region sequence-specific DNA binding; DNA-binding transcription factor activity, RNA polymerase II-specific.